Molecule: messenger RNA, 1295 nt
Organism: Coffea eugenioides
Lineage: Eukaryota; Viridiplantae; Streptophyta; Magnoliopsida; Gentianales; Rubiaceae
Product: probably inactive leucine-rich repeat receptor-like protein kinase At5g48380
Exons: 2
Coding region: 417-1295 (292 amino acids)
Biological process (GO): protein phosphorylation
Molecular function (GO): protein kinase activity; ATP binding
Source: RefSeq, a predicted model, not a curated record
CCCUACAGCUCAGCAACAACCAAUUAACAGGUCAAAUUCCUCCAGAAAUUGGCCUAUUAGAUCGCUUGAAGAUUUUUAAUGUUGCCAACAACCUUUUAUCUGGCCCAGUCCCUAUUUUUAUUAGCGCAACUAUACCUUCUGAAAGCUAUGCAAAUAAUUUGGGGCUUUGUGGUGGUCCAUUAGAGCCUUGUAAGUCUAAUUCAGAAACAAAGAAACAGGACAAAAUCCUCUUCACAAGUGGUUUUGUGGUUGGAUGGGUACUUUCUACCAUCUUGGCUCUAGUUCUUAACUUGUUUAUUGUGCCUAUCCUGAGUGCAAGAAAACUAAAGAGCAAGAAUGAGAAAAAACAAAAGACUACAGCUUCUCAAGGACCACGACUUUUAACUUCGAAUGGGAGAAUCCAAGACUCUAAGAUUAUGGCACUGGAAAAACAUGUAACAAGAAUGAGUUUCGAAGAACUCGGCAAGGCAACCGAUGAUUUCCACUGUAUGAAUAUAAUUGGAACGGGGAAACUGGGGACAAUGUACAAGGCAAUACUCCAAAAUGGUUGGUUUCUUGCCGUCAAGAAACUCCAUAACUCAUAUGAUUUCGAUCAAGAAUUUAUGUCUGAGCUCAUGACUGUUGGAAGGAUGAGACAUUGCAAUUUCGUACCACUCAUAGACUUCUGCUAUGAAAUUAACAGCAGACUUUUAGUCUAUAAAUACAUGUCGAACGGAAACCUCCAUGAUCUCCUCUUUUCUGCUCAAAACGGCAAGGUCAAGUGCAUAGAAUGGCCUGUGAGGGUGAAAAUAGCAGUUGGGAUUGCGAGAGGACUUGCAUGGCUUCAUCAGGUUGGAGUAGUCCAUAGCAGCAUUUGUUCAAGAUGCAUAUUGCUUGAUCAUGGUUGUGAACCCAAGAUAUCCAACUUUGGAAGUGCAAAACUUUUGAAAUCGAACUUUACUUCUUCGAGUUGGAGAACUGUGGUAGACAAUGAAGUAUGGGAGUCGGGUUCGUUUAAGAAGGAUGUCUAUGAGUUUGGAGUUGUGCUUCUUGAGUUAAUUGCUGAAAAGGAAUUUAGCCAAAUGAAUGGUUAUCUGAAGAGUUUUGAAGGUCUUGAUAUGGUCGAAUGGACAUUUCAGAACUCCAAACCAUGCGAUUCGGAUGAGAUUAGGCAAGUAUCUGAAAAUGAGAUCCUUGAGUUUGUUAGAGUUGCAGUUGACUGCAUUCAAUCUAAUCCGGCAAGAAGGCCAUCCAUGCUAGAAGUGUACAAAACAUUGAGCAAAAUCACUGGGAGAUCUGAACUUGGAAAUGAUUAA